Molecule: messenger RNA, 1460 nt
Organism: Clupea harengus (Atlantic herring)
Lineage: Eukaryota; Metazoa; Chordata; Actinopteri; Clupeiformes; Clupeidae
Gene: cyp39a1
Product: cytochrome P450 family 39 subfamily A member 1
Biological process (GO): bile acid biosynthetic process; cholesterol homeostasis
Molecular function (GO): iron ion binding; oxysterol 7-alpha-hydroxylase activity; heme binding
Source: RefSeq, a predicted model, not a curated record
CUUUUUAGGUCGCAGUGACAGACGCUGUGAACUUGACAACUUCGUAUCAGUCUGAACCUGUCUACGUAUCGGUUGUAAUGGAUUGGAUCACUCUCACCCUCUCCUUGAUUGUAAUUCUAAUUUCAGCCCAUCUAUUAUUUUCUGAUAAUUGCACGAAUGCUCCUCCCUGCAUAAAAGGAUGGAUACCAUGGUUUGGUGCAGCUUUAGAAUUUGGCAAGGCUCUGGAUUUCAUUGCUGAAGCGAGAGUCAAACAUGGUCCAAUCUUCACUGUACGUGCUGCUGGAAAGCGCUUGACCUUUGUGACUCUGCAUUUUCGUACCUUCUUCAUGUCUAAAGAUGUGGACUUUGAGCAAGCAGUGCAGGAGCCAUGCUACAACACAGCAUCUAUCAGCAAAGAUAGUUUCUACAAGUUCCACCCAGCAUGCAACACUCUGAUCAAGGGCAGGCUGACCCCAGGGAACUCGGCCAUGUUGGCCAACCACCUGUGCGAGGAGUUCAACGAGCACCUGGAACUACUGGGGGACAGCGGGACCAGAUGUCUUAACGACCUGGUCAGGAGUGCCAUGUACCCAGCUGUCAUGAGCAACCUGCUGGGGAAGUGUAACUCCCCACAGCAGAAUGGCUCCAUGAAGGAGUUCAAGGAAAAGUUCACAGUCUACGACGAAGGCUUUGAACAUGGCUCUCAGCUCCCCGACUUGUUUUUGCGUGAAUGGGCAGGUGCCAAGCACUGGCUUUUGUCACUGAUGAGGAACAUGGUUGUCAGAGCGGAGGAAAGCGAAGACUCUGACACGGCAAGACAGACUCUGCUGCAACACCUUGUUACAACGAUAACAGACAAAUUCCUGCCCAAUUAUGGCCUUCUCAUGUUGUGGGCAUCCCUUGCUAAUGCAAUACCUAUAACGUUUUGGGCCAUCGCCUUCAUGAUGUCCAAACCCUCAACCUACAAGAAAGCCAUGGAGGAGAUAAAUGCUACACUGAAAAACCAAGACACCAAAAACACCAAUGUGACGCUGGAGGACCUCCAGGAGAUGCCGUACGUGAAGUGGUGUAUCCUGGAAGCCAUCCGGCUCCGGGCCCCAGGUGCUAUCACCCGCAGGGUGGUGCGGCCAAUCAAACUACAGAACUACAUCAUUCCUCCUGGAGACUUGCUGAUGGUGUCUCCAUACUGGGCACACAGGAACCCUAAGUACUUCCCCCCGGAGGAGUUUAAGCCUGAAAGAUGGGAGAAGGCGGAUUUAGUAAAGAAUGUCUUCCUGGAAGGGUUCGUGGCAUUUGGAGGAGGCAAAUACCAGUGCCCAGGAAGGUGGUAUGCAAUAAUGGAACUGCACAUGUUCGUGGCCAUGAUUCUCUACAAAUUCGACUUCACUCUUUUGGAUCCUUUACCCAAUCCGAGCCUGCUUCACCUGGUGGGCACCCAGCAACCAGAGGGACCCUGCACAGUGAACUACAGACACCGAUAG